Molecule: messenger RNA, 971 nt
Organism: Anthonomus grandis grandis
Lineage: Eukaryota; Metazoa; Arthropoda; Insecta; Coleoptera; Curculionidae
Exons: 4
Coding region: 177-671 (164 amino acids)
Source: RefSeq, a predicted model, not a curated record
CUUUCAUACGGUACUGCUAAGUAGGUAGAAUAAUCGCGUCAUCGAGGUACUGAACACAAAAGAAACGCCUUAAAUUUCGAUCCGGGAUCGACAGUACCAUAUUUUUUCUUUCCUUAAAAGUUACCAUAGUUUAGUAUAUAAUUUAAGUUAUUUUAGCAAGGAUUUGAGGAACAAGAAUGAAGUCUCUAAUAACUAUAACCUUUUUUUGCAUUUUCUUCGUUGUAACCCUAGCAGCAAAAGAUAUUAUGAGAAAGAGUAUUGUUUUCGAUAAAAAUACUCCAGAUGUGUUUUACUGCCCUAUUCAUAAGCCUACAGGAAUGGAUAAGCUUAUAGUCAAAGCCAAACCGUUGAAAAAACUGUGCGAAUUCGAAGGCGGUCCAAUUCCCGAAGACUACAAAAGCGACUGUUAUCAAGAUGUUGAUGAAAGUAGUUAUGCUUGCAAAGAAAAAUACAGAAUAAUGAUGAGAAUGCAUCCCCCCGGUGUUGAACUAGCAGAAGAAAAACCAACAAUGGAUGAAAAAGAAAUGAAGCAAAUGAAAAGGCUUGCCAGAUUCAUCGAUGUCGAUAAGGAGUAUUAUGAAAUGAAGAUGGAGAAAAAAGUAUCAAAACCUAAACGUAGAUUAAGCAACAGGCUGGAUCACUUUAGACGAAUUGUGAGGAAGAAAAAUUAAUAGAUAUUCACUAAAAAUUAUUAUACUUUUGUUCACUGUAUCACAAGACAUGGUCCUAAAUGUCUCGCGAUACUGUCGAUAAAUUCAUUUUUUAUUUGGCCAUUGUCGGUUUUUUUCUCGUGCCAUUCUUAAUAUGUACUUAAAAAAACAAAAUUAAAAUAUAGCAAAAAUCGGAUUGUAUACUAAAACCAAAGCCUAAUAUCGUGAUUAACUUAUGAAAAAUUGCCCUUUUGUAAAAUUUUUCUAAUAUUUUUUGUUUCUUUAUUGUUAUUAUUCUAAUUAUACUAUGUUUAUAAACUG